Molecule: messenger RNA, 3136 nt
Organism: Olea europaea var. sylvestris
Lineage: Eukaryota; Viridiplantae; Streptophyta; Magnoliopsida; Lamiales; Oleaceae
Exons: 15
Coding region: 160-2901 (913 amino acids)
Molecular function (GO): protein binding
Source: RefSeq, a predicted model, not a curated record
CACUCGGUUUCCACUUUCUCCACUCAGCUCUACACACAGGUGUAUCCUCGUUCAUUCCAAUUACAUUUUCGGUUUUUAAAAUUUUUGGAUCAAUAUUCUUUCUUCGAUCGGGGAAGUUACGACUUGUUAAAUUUUAUUUGUGGAGAACUGAAGGGGAAAAUGAAGCGCAAGCGCGAGUCUGGAAGAUGCAAAUCAAAGAAGCCCUCUAUAUCAGGCGCUGCUCAGUUAUCUGUAAACCCCGGAUAUUACUCUGAUAAGGAUGAAAACAAUGUCAGAUUUGACGCUCGAGUGGACCUGGGAACGAGAACAUCCAAAGCCGAUAUGAGUGGACAGCUUGAUGGUUUGGAAAAAGAAGUGGCAAAUGAUGGAACAGUUGAUAGUGCUUCAGCAAAGUUGGCUAGGGCUCUUUCUCCUUCAUGUGCAAACCAAAGUAGGAAUGAAGUCACACUGCAAGGUGAUAAGAACUGCGAAAAACAACCAAAAUCACCUUGUCAGGAUCCUCGAUACAAUGAGCAUGAGUUGAAUUCUGCCUUGUUGGUGAUUAAGAAGAUUAUGAAAAUGGAUGCAGCUAUACCGUUUAAUCUACCUGUUGAUCCUAUUGCAUUGGAGAUUCCUGAUUAUUUUGAUGUCAUCGAUACACCCAUGGAUUUUGGUACGAUAUGUAGCAACCUAGAAAAUGGUCUCAAGUAUGUAAAUUCGGAGGAUGUCUUUAUGGAUGUGCAGUACAUAUGGGAUAAUUGUUGCAAGUACAAUAAGAAAGGUUCUUAUAUUUUGGAGCUCAUGAAACGGGUGAAGAAUAACUUCAUCAAGCACUGGAUCGCAGCUAAGUUGUGCAAGGAACCAUUGAAUGUUGCUAAUGGACAUAUGAACCAAAUGUUAGAGUCUCCCAUUGAGUCAACCAUGAGGCAUAACAACGCUGCACAGAAAUAUCAAGGGGAUUUGACCAUCAGCAACUCUUGCCAUUUGCAAUUGAACCAAAGGCAGCAGCAACAGUUAUCACCUUGCUGUAGCCAUGCAUGUAAGCCACAACAAGUAUCCUGCCAGUGCGAGUGCCUAUUGCACUCUGGACAGUUGCAACCUUGUCAGCCCCAGAAUGGCACACAUGUGUCUACUUCAGAUUCAGUUUCUCGCCACAAUGAUUUUAGGCAUUUAUACUCGGUGGACCUUAUGAAUGGUAACUCUUUCAACCAAUGUCCAAGUCUAGUUCACUCUUGUCAACCAUCACCCAGCUGCAACUUUCUAUGCCAUCCCCAUCUAAGGAACUGCCUCCCACAAUCAAGCUCAGACCAGUUGGCACCUUCCCGAGUGCAAGCAGGCAUAAAUGUCCAUAAUGCAGGAAAUUUUCAGUUACCCACCCAUAGGGAAUCUGCUUUCACAUUCAAUAAAUGCGAGCAUGCAUGCAGUUCAGGCCCAGAUACUGGCAAGGGGAAGCAACAAGAGCAGUGUCAGAUGGACUCAGUUUAUGGUCAGGCACAUCACCUUCCAGGAAGCUGCAUCCAUGUACAUCAGCUGCAAGAGUGCUCUUGUCACCAGUCUCAGAAUUCUAAGGUGGAGGCAGGCAGAAAUACUGACAAUUCUGGAAAUUUGCGCACGGCACCUCCAAUGGAGUCUCCUCUUAACUGUAGUGGACCUGGUAUCGAAUGUCCAGUGACCCCAGUUGCUCAUAACGCUAGCACCCAGCAGCUAGAUAAGAUGGACCCUACCCAGGAACAAUCGUCCUCUAUGAUCAACGAGACAGAAUGCAACCCCCAAGAGAACACCUGCCAUAACCUGCCUGGGUCCAGCUCAUCGCAACCUUCAUCUCCUACUGAGACCGAUAAUAGGAACAGAGAGUAUAGUAGCUCCAGGAGGAAGGCUCGGGUUCGAGGUCCCACUCGUUGCCUUCAUCUGUUGAGCGACAAGCGCAUAUCAAUCACUACCAAUGUAUUAGGGCAGCCCAUUGGCCUUGAGGCGCCAAAAUUGACCAGCUUCCUGGGUAUCCUAGCACGGAAUGGGAACUUUCUACCCCUAACGUAUGUUGACUGGAGGGCAGUGCCCAAUGAAAGUAAGGAAAGCUUGUGGCAGAAAGUUCAGUUGAGGUUUGAUAUUGACCCUGUGAGUAAAGAUUGGGUCCUGCGUUCUCUUGGGAGAAAAUGGAAGGACUGGAAAGCCAAGUUGAAGAGCGCACAUUACUGCCCUCAUGAAACUGAUGAGGAGCGGCUAGCUGAUCGUGAUGAGAGGGUCCUUCCAGAUCAGUGGGCAUCUCUUAUUGCGCACUGGAGUUCUGAAACAGAAGAGAAACGCAGUGCCACAAAUAAGGCUAAUCGUGCACAUCAAAAAUAUGGUCAUGCAACAGGCACAAAGAGCUUUGCACGAAUACGUGAAGAGCAGCGAGCAAAGAGAUCUGAUGGGAAGGAACCAUCACGUGCAGAGCUAUUCAUAUUGACUCGUACAUGCAGAAAUGGGAAGCCUGUUAAUGAGGCAUCAGCAGCAGUAAUUACGCAACUCCAAGGCCUUGAAAAACAACAGGAUACCUCACAGAGCAGCACUAACCGGGAUGAUAUGUUUUCCCAAGUCCUGGGUAAAGAUAAACAUGGACGUGUUCGUUGUUAUGGAUUAGGCUCCUCCCCUUCUGAUAUUGGGGUGCAGAAGCCUUCUCGUGAAGAAGCCUUGAAAAUGGUGUCUGAGGCUAAUGUAGAAAUACGUGAGCUGAAGGAGAAAAUGGCAGCCAUGGAGCAGACCUGUGCACAGAUGGCAACUCAGAUGACUGAUAUGAUGUCAAUGAUGUCUUCCAUGAGGAAAUUACCUGAUGAGAAUGUGGCUGAUAAGGCUGCCAAUACUUCUGGUGCUUCUGACAGUACAUUUCUCCUACCAUCUCCUGGUAGAGGUUCAACAUGCCAGGUAGCGUCAGAGUUAACGUAGGAAAGUGGAUAGAUUGUUGAUGUGUUUUUAUGGAAUGCUAGUUUCAUCUAAUGACCCAUAGAUGUAUACCUAACAUAUUCCAUAUUUUGGUUGUGGAAGUAUUUAUGUCCUAUCCAAGAUAAAUGUUUUCUUGUAAAUAUUGUUUUAGCUUUACAGACAAUCCUUUGAUCAAUUUCAAGUCUGUUACUACCAUAACCUUGGAAACGACAUUUCUGGUAUGUGGUUUUACUUUUAA